Molecule: messenger RNA, 825 nt
Organism: Moneuplotes crassus
Lineage: Eukaryota; Ciliophora; Spirotrichea; Euplotida; Euplotidae
Source: the annotation of a GenBank genome assembly
AUAAUAUUUUAAAUAAAAAUGGAACCUUUGGACCAGAUGGAUGCCCUAACAUGAAGAGGUGAAUGCACCAGAUUUGAUCAGAGAAAAGCUGAUGAAAUUAAAAAAAGAGAAGAACAGAUCCAGAAGGAUUCAACAGAGAUCAACACUCAAAUCUAUGCUAAUCUCCAUUUGAACAUCAAGAAGCUCAGCCCAAUAUUUCAACCAGACCAUCAUCUUCGCUUCAAUCUUGAUUGAUCCAGUGAUAGACAAAUGCUAAAACAACUCUCUCGCUUUGUGGUGUCUCCAAAAUCAAAAAUUUCGUUCUUAUAUAGCCUUCACACCAAUAGCCAUUUGAAAGAGUUCUUUUCUAAAUCCAUUCCUCCCAAGAUUAAAGAGAUUAAUGCCUCAAGCAUCAAAUUUGAUAAAUCUCCUUCGUACUUCAACUUGGUUCUCCGUGCAAUCAUGCACACAACAGCAAGUGUGAAGGUGAAUAGUUUUAGGAACCUGAACAUGAAGCAACUCAAGAGACUGUUCUCAGCCAAUAAGCAUACCAAAUCACUUGCAAUGUUCAAUUGCUCACUUCGUCUUCCAGCUUGCCCUGACUUUUCGGACUGAUUCAGAGGCACAACUCUGUCCGAACUUAGGUUGUAUUAUGUGAAAAUGACAAACUGAGAUGAGUCUGAUACAAACCUUCACAAGCUGGACAGACUUAUUUCAGGCUUAUCUAAAUCCCCAGACCUUCAUAGAAGCAUUAAGAGGAUUGAAAUCUUUGCUAUUAAGACCACCAAAGAACAAAACGAUCAAGCUCUAUUGAAGUAUGGGUUUCCUUAUAAGUAAACAGCCUCC